AUGUCGUCGCAGGAGUCGGAUCACGAUCACAUCAGCAGCGAGAAGCAGGUUGGCUCUCCCGAGGUGGCUGUCGCAUCAGCCGCCGUCCCGGCCAGCGAAGUCCCGAGGGUCAAAGGAAAGGAAAAGGAAGUGUAUAAUGCCGAGCUCUUCGCCGCUAUCAAGGAGGCCAACAUCAACCCCUGGAGCAAGACAUCUCUCCACCUCUACUGGUCCGUCUUUGUUGCUUUCUGCUGUGCCUGCGCCAACGGUUACGAUGGCUCUCUGAUGACCUCCAUCAUUGCUAUGCCCACCUUCCAAGAGCAGUUCGGUGUCAAAUCUGUUGGGCCGACGGCCGCUGUCAUUUUCUCGCUCUAUGUUGUCGGUGCCAUGGUCGGCGCUCCGUUCGCCGCCGUGAUCUCGGAUAACCUUGGCCGUCGGAAGAGCAUGUUCACAGGGGGCGUCAUCAUCAUCAUCGGCAUGAUCAUUAUCUCGACCUCGAUGCACCUCCCACAGAUCGUCGUGGGCCGCUUCAUCCUCGGAUUUGGCAUCGCCGUCAUGACCGUCUGCGCCCCCGCCUACGCGAUCGAGAUUGCUCCCCCGCAUUGGCGUGGUCGCUGCACCGGUUUCUACAACUGCGGUUGGUUUGGCGGUGCGAUCCCUGCUGCGAUCAUCACAUUCGGCACCAACUACCUGGAAAACGACUACGCCUGGCGCAUCCCCCUGAUACUGCAAGCCGCCACUUGUCUCAUCGUCUGUUCUUCCGUCUUCUUUAUUCCCGAGUCUCCCCGCUAUCUCAUGGCCAACGGGAAGGAGGACGAGGCCCUUGCGUUUCUCAUCAAGUACCACGGUAACGGCGACCCCAACUCGCGCCUCGUCCGCCUCGAGUUCGAGGAAAUGCGGGACGGUAUCCGUCAGGACGGCGUCGACAAGACCUGGUGGGACUACCGGCCGUUCAUCCUAACGCACAGCGGCCGCUGGCGCAUGGCUCAGGUGCUCAUGAUUUCCAUCUUCGGCCAGUUCUCCGGCAACGGCCUCGGCUACUUCAAUACAACCAUCUAUAAGAACCUCGGUGUCGACAGCGUCCCGCAGCAGCUCGGCUACAACAUCCUUAGCCAAAGCCUGUCUGCCAUUGGGGCCCUGACGGCCGUCAGCCUCACUGAUCGCAUGCCGCGCCGCAAAGUGCUCGUCAUCGGCACCUUCAUGUGCGCCGUCGCUCUGGGCGCCAAUGCGGGUCUUUCGGCCGUGCUCGACCAACAGCAACAGAGAGGCGACUUCAGCCCUUCUUACGGCCAGGGCGCGCUUGCCUCGUACUUCCUCUUCAACAUCAUCUUCUCCUUCACGUACACUCCGCUGCAAGGCGCCAUCCCGACUGAGGCCCUCGAGACAACCACCCGCGCCAAGGGUCUCGCCGCUUCCGGCUUCAUUGUCAACGCCGUGGGCUUCAUCAACCAGUUCGCCGGCCCCAUUGCGCUGGAUAACAUUGGCUACAAGUACAUCUACGUCUUUGUCGCCUGGGACGUCAUCGAGGCCAUCAUCUGGUACUUCUUCGGUGUCGAGUCACAAGGCCGGACGCUCGAACAGCUCGAAUGGGUCUACAACCAGCCCAACCCGGUCAAGGCCUCGCUCAAGGUGGACAAGGUCGUCGUCACCGACGAUGGUAGGGUGGCCGAGAAGAUUGUCGCCUAG
Chaetomium strumarium is the source of this 1665-nucleotide messenger RNA. Its product is annotated as general substrate transporter. The transcript has 6 exons. The record is from RefSeq and is a predicted model, not a curated record. Bases 1 to 1665 code for a protein of 554 amino acids. Gene Ontology annotation, molecular function: carbohydrate:proton symporter activity. Gene Ontology annotation, cellular component: membrane. Lineage: Eukaryota; Fungi; Ascomycota; Sordariomycetes; Sordariales; Chaetomiaceae. Gene Ontology annotation, biological process: transmembrane transport; carbohydrate transport.